AUGGACAUGGCCAACGCCUAUGACAACAGUAUCGACCUCCAACCGCCCCGGGACUUGAUAGGCUACGGCCCGAACCCGCCCAACCCCCACUGGCCCAACAACGCCAAAAUCGCCCUCUCCUUCGUCAUCAACUACGAAGAAGGCGGCGAAUACUCCCUCGUCAACGGCGACACCAGAUCCGAAACCUACCUCUCCGAGAUCGUCGGAGGCUUACCCCGUCAUGGAGCCCGGAAUACGAAUAUCGAGAGCGAGUACGAGUACGGUUCCCGCGCGGGUAUCUGGAGGCUUUUGCGGUUGUUUGGGGAUAAAGGGGUGAGGGGGACCGUUUUCGGGGUCGGGAGGGCGUUGGAGUUGAAUCCGGAGGUGGGGAGGGUGUGUGCGGGGAUGGGGUGGGAGGUUGGGUGUCAUGGGUGGCGGUGGAUUGACUAUCAUGAUGUUCCUGAGACGGAGGAGAGGGCGCAGAUUGAGAGGUGUAUUGACCUGUCCAUGGAUCAAACGGGGCGCGCGCCGACCGGUUGGUAUGUGGGGCGGUUGUCGCCGCGGUCGCAGCUUCUGAUCUUGGAGAUGUAUAGGGAGAGAGGGCUCGAGUUGCUGUGGAUGUCGGAUUCUUACGCGGAUGAUCUGCCGUAUUAUCAAUCCCUUCCACAAUUGGAAACGGGCCUGAGCUCGCGUGAUGCUGGUGCGGGUGGGGAUGGGGAUGGGGAAGGUAGGAACAAGGCCCUGUUAAUACUCCCAUACAGUCUCGACACGAACGACUUCAAGUACCUGAUGCCGCACAAUUGGUCCUCACCGGACGAUUUCUACAACUAUCUCGUCGCGGCCUUUGACGAGUUGUAUGCGGAAGGGGUGGAGGGAAGUCCGAAGAUGAUGUCCGUAGGGUUGCAUGCGCGUAUCAGUGGACGGCCGGGACGGAUAGGGGCGGUGAGGAAGUUCGUGGAGUAUAUUCGCCAGAAGGAAGGGGUGUGGGUCGCGACGAGGGAGGAGAUUGCGCGAUAUUGGUUGGAGGUCCAUCCUUACAAAGGAUGA
Messenger RNA from Recurvomyces mirabilis, 1026 nucleotides. RefSeq lists its product as uncharacterized. The coding region runs from base 1 to 1026 and encodes 341 amino acids. Gene Ontology annotation, molecular function: hydrolase activity, acting on carbon-nitrogen (but not peptide) bonds. Gene Ontology annotation, biological process: carbohydrate metabolic process. The record is from RefSeq and is a predicted model, not a curated record. The transcript has a single exon. Lineage: Eukaryota; Fungi; Ascomycota; Dothideomycetes; Mycosphaerellales; Teratosphaeriaceae.